GAACGAAAAGUGACCUGCAAACAUCCAGUAACAGGACAGCCAUCGCAGGACAACUGUAUUUUUGUUGUGAAUGAACAGACUGCUGCAGCAAUGACAUCUGAAGAGAAGAAGGAGCGACCAAUAAGCAUGAUAUGUGAAGCAACUAACUAUAAUCUGACAUCAGAUUAUGCUGCUCAUCCAAUGAGCCCUGUGGGCAGAACAUCACGAUCGUCAAAGAAGGUUCAUAACUUUGGGAAGAGAUCAAACUCCAUCAAGAGAAACCCUAAUGCCCCAGUUGUCAGACGUGGUUGGCUCUACAAACAGGAUAGUACUGGAAUGAAGCUGUGGAAGAAGCGCUGGUUUGUGCUCUCAGAUCUGUGUCUCUUCUAUUACAGAGAUGAGAAAGAAGAAGGAAUACUGGGGAGCAUACUCCUGCCUAGUUUUCAGAUAUCUAUGCUAUCUGCUGAGGACCAUAUUAACCGCAAAUAUGCCUUUAAGGCAGCUCAUCCAAACAUGAGGACCUAUUAUUUCUGCACAGAUACAGGGAAGGAAAUGGAGUUGUGGAUGAAAGCCAUGAUAGAUGCAGCACUUGUGCAGACAGAGCCUGUGAAAAGUUUUUCGUUCACAUUCCAAAUAGAGAAACUAACCAUUGAAAAUACAUCCCCUCGAGAGGCAAAUAAUAUUUCAAACCAUCGGGUGCUAAUUAAACCAGAGGCACAAAACAACCAGAAAAACAAAGAAGUGAACAAAAAUGAGGAGAAGAAAGCUUUGGAAGCCGAAAAAUACGGAUUUCAGAAAGUUGGGCAAGAUAAACCAUUAACAAAAAUCAACAGUGUAAAGCUAAAUCCGUUGGGAUCUGAGUACAGGACUUUACCUAUGAGCACCAUUCAGGCUGGACACUACAGAGCAGUUCAUCUGAAUGGGUCUGAGGGUAAAGCUGUUGGAGUUGUCCUGGGGGACGUUGGCGAUGGAGCUCACCACAACACGGUGCAGUCACACUUCGAGUCUGAACGAGUUAUGCAGAGAACUAAUUCAAUGCUGCAGUUGGAACAGUGGAUAAAAAUACAGAGAGGAAAAGGACAAGAAGAGGAAACAAGAGGCAUCAUCUCCUACCAGACAUUACCCAGAAACAUGCCAAGCCAUCGCCCUCAGGUUCUGCCUCGGUACCCAGAGGGCUACAGAACACUGCCCAGGAACAGCAAGGCACGGCCAGAGAGCCUGUGCAGUGUGGCACCAUCAGCCUACGACAGAGCCAUGGGGCCGGUGACAGCGGAGGACAAGCGGCGCUCGAUGCGCGACGACACGAUGUGGCAGCUCUACGAGUGGCAGCAGCGCCAGUUCUACAACAAGCAAACAACUCUUACUAGGCACAGUACUCUGAGCAGCCCCAAAACCAUGAUUAACAUCUCGGAUCAGACAAUGCAUUCCAUCCCCACCUCACCCUCUCAUGGUUCCAUUGCUGGUUUCCAAGGGUAUUCCCCACAACGCACCUACCGGUCCGAGGUGUCGUCACCGGUGCAAAGGGGAGAUGUCACUAUUGAUCGCAGACACAGGACACAUCAUGCUAAGCAUGUCUAUGUGCCUGAGAGAAGGUCGAUGCCAGCAGGUCUGAGUUUACAGCCUGUUACUCCUCAGAGCCUCCAAGGCAAAACACCAGAGGAGCUCACGCUGCUGCUCAUAAAGCUGAGACGGCAGCAAGCCGAACUGAGUAGUAUCCGGGAACACACACUAGCACAGCUCAUGCAGCUAAAGCUUGAGGCCAACAGCCCAAAGAAUGAGAUUCUUUCACAUCACCUCCAAAGGAAUGCCAUAUAUUUGGAUCACCAGAUGAAAGAGAAUGAACCUUUAAUCACCAUGGUUCACACUAUGAUUGAGAACUCGGCGCUAAGACCACAACUGUACCAGCAAUUAACACAAGAAGAAUGUAGGGGUACACUAUACAAAUAUAGAACUGAAGAGCUGGAUAUUGAUGCUAAGCUUAGCCGUUUAUGUGAACAAGACAAAGUUGUACAAGCACUGGAGGAGAAGCUUCAACAGCUACACAAGGAGAAAUACACGCUUGAGCAAGCUUUGCUAUCAGCAAGUCAGGAGAUAGAAAUGAAUGCAGACAAUCCUGCAGCCAUACAGAAUGUAGUCUUACAGAGAGAUGACUUGCAGAACGGACUCCUUAGCACGUGUCGGGAAGUGUCCCGAGCCACUGCGGAACUGGAAAGAGCUUGGAGAGAAUAUGAUAAAUUGGAGUAUGAUGUAACUGUAACAAGGAACCAUAUGCAGGAGCAACUGGAUCGACUUAGAGAAAUUCAGACUGAGUCAGCAGGGAUACAGCGUGUUCAGCUUCAGAAGGAACUGUGGAAAAUUCAGGAUGUCAUGGAGGGUUUACUUAAUCACAAACAGCAAAGAAGCUCUUCAGAGACAGGCAUCAUGGUAUCAAGAACAUUUUCAUCUAUUAAAUAUAAAAAUGAGGAAGAGGAAGUAGUCCCACCUCGUCCUCCACUCCCUCGGUCCUAUGACUUUACAGAGCAUCCUCCCAUAAUCCCCCCUCUGCCCAGUGAUAGCAGCUCCUUGCUCUGUUAUAGCAGGGGCCCAGUUCAUCUGACAGAAGAAAAGAAGAUUUACCAAGUUCAAGGAUAUCAGAGAAAUGGAUCUUACUGUGGUCCUGAUUAUAGACUUUAUAAGAGCGAACCAGAGCUAACUACAGUGGCAGAAGUGGAUGAGUCUAAUGGUGAAGACAAAACAGACCAGAUUUCAGAAUCAGAGUCUAGUGCUAAAGGCUCACAUUUUCCUGUGGGAGUUGUACCACCCAGAACCAAAUCCCCAAUGCCAGAGUCUUCAACAAUAGCUUCCUAUGUCACUUUGAGGAAGAAUAAGAAGAUAGACCUAAGAACGGAAAGACCAAGAAGUGCAGUGGAGCAGCUGUGCCUUGCAGAAAGCUCACGGCCUCGAAUGACUGUGGAGGAGCAGAUGGAAAGAAUAAAGAGACACCAACAAGCUUGCCUGAGAGAGAAGAGGAAAGGACUCAAUAUUAUUGGUGUUUCAGACCAAUCUCCUGCACAGAGUUUGUCAUAUGGCAGAGAUAAUCCAUUCAGACUGGCACAG
Molecule: messenger RNA, 3075 nt
Organism: Acanthisitta chloris (rifleman)
Lineage: Eukaryota; Metazoa; Chordata; Aves; Passeriformes; Acanthisittidae
Gene: PLEKHA5
Product: pleckstrin homology domain containing, family A member 5
Exons: 23
Cellular component (GO): cytosol
Molecular function (GO): phosphatidylinositol-5-phosphate binding; phosphatidylinositol-4-phosphate binding; phosphatidylinositol-3,5-bisphosphate binding
Source: RefSeq, a predicted model, not a curated record